Homalodisca vitripennis (glassy-winged sharpshooter) is the source of this 3135-nucleotide messenger RNA. RefSeq names its product facilitated trehalose transporter Tret1 (gene pippin). The record is from RefSeq and is a predicted model, not a curated record. The transcript has 4 exons. Lineage: Eukaryota; Metazoa; Arthropoda; Insecta; Hemiptera; Cicadellidae. The coding region runs from base 39 to 1481 and encodes 480 amino acids. Gene Ontology annotation, cellular component: membrane. Gene Ontology annotation, molecular function: transmembrane transporter activity. Gene Ontology annotation, biological process: transmembrane transport.
AGUUAUUUCCAAUUCCAAAUCUGUUGUUACAGUGCCUAAUGAAUGGAGCCAUCAUCCUCCUGGUCACCGGAAGUGGGAUGCCCAUCGGGUUCUCAGCCAUUCUCCUGCCGCAACUACAAGCCCCCAAUUCCGACAUUCCCACCGAUGACAACUGGGCGUCUUGGAUCGCUAGCGUCCAUUCCAUCAUGUCCCCUUUGGGUUCACUGCUCGCCGGUCCACUCAUGGACAGACUGGGUCGCAGGUGUGUUCUGCAACUCUCGUCCUUGCCCAUGGUUGCCGGAUGGUUCCUCAUCGCGAUAGCUCCUGAUCUGUGGUGGAUCGCUGCUGGUAGAAUGUUGGCAGGAUUCGCUGUAGGGAUGGUCCCCGCCACAUCUCAGGUGCUGAUAGGAGAAGUUUCCGAACCAAGACUUAGAGGAGUGUUUGCAAGCUCUCCAAACCUUUCGUACGCUCUGGGCAUCCUCAUGGUGUACACUCUAGGUAGUAUAUGGCCGUGGCGAGUGGUCGCAGCCUUGUCCUCGGCCCUGCCUGCUGCCGGUCUGAUCCUGAUGGCUACUCUGCCAGAGAGCCCAGUGUGGCUCGUGAACUCUGGUCGCGUCGAUAAGGCCAGAAAGUCUCUGCUGUGGCUGCGUGGUGGAGAUCAAUGCAAGGUAAACCACGAACUGCACUUGCUGGUGGUGCACCUCAAGUCUCAGCAGGACCAAGAGUCUUGCCAGGAGCAGGACACGUGCCACGUCCUGCCUGAGGAAAUAACUGCCCUCAAACGUCCAGAAGUGUUCAAGCCGUUCCUCAUCAUCCUGAUCUUCUCCCUCCUGCAGAUCCUGUCUGGCCCUUACGUCGUCAUCUUCUACGGCGUCAAUCUGAUCUCCAGUGCUUCUGGAUGUAGGGACACUGACAUCCACAGUCUCACAGUCGCAGUGAUGACGGCCCUCGUCAGGUUCGUUGUGUCCAUCGUCACCACUGUCUGUCUACUCCGGUUAGGCAGGAGGAAGAUCGGUAUCGUGUCCGGGAUCGGAACCGCCCUCGCCUGUAUCCUCCUAGUCACUUUCCUCCAGAUGAAUGAUCAUGGGAAAAUUCAGAUCGACGGUGACUUAAAGAUAGCCAUAAUCGCCACUUUGAUAAUGAUCUACGUCGCCAUGAACACUUUCGGCCUCUUCAGCCUGCCUUGUAUGAUGAUCGGGGAGGUUCUACCUGCGCGAGUACGCGGUUUCGUGUCCGGAAUUUUCGUUACAAUUCUGAACGUAAUUAUCUUCUCCACGACAAAGUCCUAUCCUUUCAUCGCAUCUUUCCUUGGCCCCAGUGGAGUGUUCCUGGCCUUCGCAAUAGUCGCGCUCCUCGCGACUGUCUACAUCUACUUCUUCCUGCCGGAGACCAGAGACCGCCCCCUUACUCAGAUUGAGAACUACUUUGCUGUUGGCAAAAACUAUCUUUGGAUCAGAAGAGAUAAAUCCUUGAUUGCCAGAAAAAGUACCUUGCAUCACUGAGGAUCUUUUACGUCUUUUUUAAACCCACCGACAACAAUCGUAUGUUUUUAUUUGUACUGAAUAUCACCACGUAAAGCUGUUUGGGAGUAAGUCCUACAGAUCAAACUGAGGCCUUUCUCCUAUAACUAUCAUCACAAAUACAUAUUUUUGGAUCUGAAUUCUUCCAAAAAUAAUUCAGACUUGUAUUUUUUUAUACAACGGUCUUACACACCUAUUUACUACUCUGAAAAAUGGAGCUACUACUUCGAUAUGGAGCUUUAGUAAAAUUUUUUAAAUUUUUUUCGAUAAUUAUAUACACGUCUACACAUAUAAUCAAUGAAAUGGUUAAACACUGGAUUGUCACGGGAUAUUCCGUGACUCAAAACGCUGUAGGCCUAUUCUUACAGUGUAGUUUUGAGAUCUGUUAACUUAUUUAUAUUUUAUAAAUUUCUUUAUCUUUUUCAAACCAAGUUGUUUGCUUGUACAAUGUACAUUGUCACACGACUCCUGGACUAUAUUAUGUAAACAACCGAAGGAAUAAAACAAAAAACUCCUGGCAAUCAUAGUCAAUGCAACACAACACGCUCAAAAGGGUUAAGUGAUUUUACUAAUUAUAACUAGUCGAAAUAGGCCAAGGAUAAGUCAAUUUAAUAACUAACGUAAUAAUAUAUAAGGUUUUUGUCAUGAACAGAAGAAUAUAAAAACAAAAUGUUAUUUUUGCAAACUAUAAAACGUUUGAAGUAAUGUAAAUAGGUGUGAAUAAAUUUUAUAAUUUGCAAAGGUAGUUGUUGAAAACACUUUCAAUUGACACAUAAUUUAAACACUUUUAAAUAUCUCUUCUUCAUUUCCAUUUAGUGUAUUAUAUUGUACGAUAAUUGUAUAUAUUAUUUCAGUUUGUCCCACAGGCUUUUUUUAAACGUAGGCUAUAUCCAAAAUGCACAUUAUGCUUUUUGCUGUAACAGUUAAUUUUAUUCUUUUGAAUGAAUAAUUUAUAUAAUCAUGUUUUUAAAUCAGUGAUUGAAUUUGUACAAUAAAUUGAAUAAAAUAAACGAAAGAAGUCAAUUGUUACGAAAUGAAUGUCGAAAAUACAUAGUUAUUAAGCAUUUGGACAAACGUAAUUAUGAGCUUCAUUUUAGACCUUUAUUUUUUUAUAUAGAAACUGACAAAAUGUUUGACUAAGUUACUUUAUGAAAUUUUUCUACAGCUGUUUUAACGUAUUUUACUUAAGUCACCUGUACGGGUAAUUUAGUGCAUUAAAUCUUCUUAUUUAGGGUUUCUAUUUAGUUUAAUUGUGAUAUUUGCGUUUUAUUAAACUAUUUUAUUGUAUAUAGUUCACCGAGGUACUUAGAAAUGUAAUUUUAUUCUGUUUACUUUACAAUAAAUAUAAUAAAUAAUAUAGACUUCCUACAAAUUAUGGUACAUUGCAAAAUAAAAGAAAUGCUUAUUUCAUAAAACAGUGCUGCACAAAUCAUUGUUUACCACUUUAUACAAAGUUAAGAAAUUAUUAUCGUAGAAUAAAUCUACUAAGUUAUAUAUGAUAAGAAACUGUGAUAGUGUAUUAUAGUUCGUUACACUUAUUCCAAGAAUAAAUGUAGCCUACUUAUAGCUUAAUAUUUUAAUGUAGUACAUGAGUACACUGUAUAAAAGUAACGUAAUUUAAACUUUUUCUUUUUUA